ACCACGGCCAUUUUCAGAAUAUACCGAAAAACCGACGAGAGGGGACAGGAAAGGCGUCUCGACGCCAAAAAUAAACCGGCGGACGCCUUACACGGGAAACGGCGCUCUCUCUGUGCAAAUCUUUUUCGAAGAUGGUUUUUACGGGUACGGAACUUUUUCUAAGAGCUGCCGAGGACUUUGGUGACAUUGUUUUAUAGAGCCGACUGAAGAUGGUUUCCUAUUCUAUUUUUUUAACUAAAACAGUAUAAUUAAGUGAUAAGUGUGAUUUUAGUGAUAAGUUUUCCUAGAACUAUUUUUCAACAUGUUGGAUGACAUAAGUGAAACAAAGGCAACAAUGCAAGCCGAUGAACUAGAAGCGGUAAUUUGUAAGAAGGUUGAAUUCCCCAGCGAAAUGACUUUUAAAAGUGAGGAUCUUAACCAUUCCAUAAUAAAAGAAGAGCCACAAGUAGAGGAAUUAAGUUCUGAGAUUGACAGCAUCAGAUACAAAGGAAUAAACUUGGAAGACGAUAUAGAAAAAGUUGAAGUUACUAGCCAUGACUCGUCAGAAGAAACUGAGGAUUUUGAAAAUACUCCAUCUCCUAAAGAAGACGAUCAGAAUGUAUUUAGUCAAAUCCCAACGCAGAGUCCUAAUGAAUCAAUUAAAAGUUGGUUGCAAAGGAUAACUGAAGUACAAAGUGAGAUGCAGAAGAAGUACUUUAGUGAAUUAGGAAACAGUGGACCAAUAGCAUCCAAUUCUGCCUUAAAUAGUUCCUCGAGUCUUACGAACUCUUCUACGUCGACAAGCCAGAAUUCCAGCCGAGUUGUAAAAUACCAAGACCUUCCGUACAUGGGCGAAAUGACCUUAGACAACUCAAAGCCGCGUAGAGGUAGAAAACCGAAAAAAGCCGAUAUCUGCCAUCUUAUUUACAAAAAUUACGGCACCAUUUUCCCCGGAACUCCCAAUCCUGGAAAUUAUUUAGAAAAAGAUCCCAAUCUUUUUAAAAAGUCUGCUUUGGUGGAUAGUAAUAAAGAGGAUAGUUUGAACAGAAGCGAUGUUCAAAACAGAAUCAUAUCUAGUUUACUCGAAAAAAGACUGACCCAAGAAUUUAGUAGGACUAAGGAUAUCAAAAAGAGUUCAAAAGAGGAUAAAUCUAAUCAAGAUGAGCCUCUUAACCUUUGCAUAAGGGACCUUAACCAUUUAAAAAUAAGACUGCUUAAGAAAAAUGACAAUACUUACACAUCAGAAAUCAAAUCCGAACCGCAUUCGGACGAUGACGUAGAGCUAAUUCAAGAAUCUCCCAGUCCGAGUUCAUCGGUGAUUGAACCAAGAUUUCCAACUUCUGAUGGGACUCUUCCAAUUGAACCCAUAGUAAAGGCGGUAGAUGGAGUACCUGGUCCUGGAGGGUACGUGUAUUGGUCAAACGCUGGGGUAUUUAUACAUCCCAUUGCUUUACAACAGCAAUUGAUGAUGUAUCAAAGAAUGGCCGCCGGUAAUAAUUAUGUGCUACCGAAUAAUCACAGCCCAAAACCUCCUUCCGAAGCAAAUUCUAGUAGCAGUAAAGAUCAUGGAGUUAAUGAGCUAAGGAAAAUGGUACCAAGAGUCAUUAAACCUAAGCCUAGCUCUCCUAAAGUAAAUCAUGAAGAAGCUGUUUCUCCAAUGCAAGCUCCAGAUACCAAAAAAAGAAACGCUUCACAUCCUGAAAACCAUAAAUCGCCUACCAAAAGAAAACGUUCCGCUAUAUUUAUACCCCCAAUUCCACCAGAAAACAACACUAAUCCAGCUACCGAAGUCAGUAUUUGUAAGUUUAAGUUUACUGGAGGUGCGAAACCUAGCUUACAGGAGAAGAAAAUGUUGUCAGUAGAUUCUGGAGGAAAUUUCAGGUACUACAGUGGUACUGGCGAUAAAUCAAUGAGAGGUUACGAAUUUUUUCCAAGAGAAACACUACAGCAACAAGUAAAUACAACACAUGGAUCAUCUACAGGUGCUUUUUUACAAGCCAGUGGAGAAAAGAUAUACCCAACACCACCACCUGAUUUUCCUGGAGCCAAAACAAGUUCCGAAUUUCUGAUGAGUCCAGAAAUUCCAGCGGCAACUUUUACUACAGCUCAAUCGUCAAGCCAAGACCACAGUCAACGAAUGAAGAAAAGGAAAUCCCGAAAGAGCUUACAAAGGGAGAAAUUGGAGCAAACUUUUAAAGAAAAGGGGUUUUUAAUACAGACUCAGCAAACAGAAAGCGCGGAAGGGGCUACUUAUUGUAAAUUCAGGCAGCUUAGGAAGUUUACAAGGUACUUGUUUAGAUCUUGGAAGGACUAUCUACCUGGCAACAUUGCCGAUGGUGAACAACAGCAGCAACAACAAGCGAAAAGCAGUCUCGGUGACGCCAAUGAACUGUCUAUAGACAAUGCAGACGACAUAUCUGUGCAUUCUAGUGAAUUUUCUAAUGUAUGAAAAUUUCAGCAUUUAAUAGUAUUAUUUUAAGAGCCGUGUGCAUUGGUGCUAUUUUAGAACAGUGAGUGAAGGUAAAAAUCAACUAUUACCUCCGAUUUCUGUGAGCCUCCAUCGAUUUGUAUGAAAAUUGGUGAGUGGUUAGAGGAUACCUCAAGAAAUAUAAGUGAUAUGGUGUCAACUUGCGCUGGCACUCUGGGGGUAAUUGCAACCCCUACUCGUCUUUACAAGCCAAGGAAAAUUUGUUUAUAAAGUUUUUAAAGCGGUUUUUUUAAAAAUAACUUAAAAAACUAGUUCAAACUGAGUUAUAGGUAAUUAAAUGUGUAUUUUUUUUCGGCGAGUAGGUACCCAAAUCUAAGUGUCCAAGAUUUAAUAACGGAAAACGAUGCAUAUAAUAACAUACACUUACAACUUAACACUUGUCAAAGUACUUAUUAAUACCUAUCCAAUGAACUUCAGAAGAAGUCGAUAGCACCAAAAUUUAUGCUCCAAAAUUUUUCAACAUAUGAUUUAAAAUUUUUUCAAAAAGCUUUAUUUUUUAAACAGUUUAAACAAUUUUAAACAAUUUAAACUUUAAAACUCAUAACCUUUUAAAGGCCUCGGUUACAUGGCUCUCGUAGUAAAAUUUAGGUCUUCUAAAUUUCUAUCCCUGAUAUUUUUUAUCCUACAAAAAUAAUAAAACAGGUAACGUAUUUGUUAAAAAUUAACUCAAAUUUGGUUUUAGUAUUUUUUUUUUACUUAUAUCGUGUAGUUUUUGGAGUUAUUAUCAAAAAAAUAUGAAAUUUCCGAGAAUUUGAAAAUUUGCAUUUUUUUAAAUCAUACUUUUUAAAUAUGCAUUCUAAACCGGUCAAAAUAUCUGAGAUAAUUAUUUACGCUAAACUAAGGAAAUGACGUACCUAUGUUUUAUUUUUCAAUUUUUUCUAAAAAAUUCAAAAGUGUCCUCUUAUUGCCAUCAUAACUUUUUUAAUUUUGCUAUCAACUUCUGCUAGAGCUCAUUUGACAGGUAUUCCUGAGUACUUUGGUAAGUGCUUAGUAAGUAUGUAUAUUUUAUAAAAUGCAUCGUUUGCCCGUUAUUUAAACUUGAAUACUUUUAGAUUUGAGUCCUUCAUAAAAAAUUUAUUCACUUACCUAUAACUCACUUUAAAUUAAUAUUAAAAGGUUUUUCAAGUAGGGAAUUUAUUACAAUUUUUAUUAAUAUAUAUUAUUUUUUUUAAAACAGUAGAUUUAGAAAUCUUGCUUUUACCCUGGGUGGGGAUGACUGCUAGUAAAAGCGCAAAUUACUAUGUCACUUUUGUGUCUUAAGGAAUCCUUUACCUACUUACCAAUUUUCAAGAAAAUCAAUGAAAAUUCAACGAAAUCGGAGGUGAAAACCUUCAGUGACUGUACUAUUUCAAUUAAUUUAACCAAAGAUUGAGUGGGUGUCUUAGAAUAUAACUAUGUUGGACUACUGUGUUAACGUUUAAAAUAUAUUUAAAUUAUUUUUGAUUUUUUACCAAAUGAAAAAAUCAACCUAAUCUAGUCGUUACAGUGUUAUACUUAGUACCGUGUACUCUAAAUUUGUUAAUGAAAGUUAUAAUAAAAUUAUUUUUAUUUGAA
This is a messenger RNA of Diabrotica virgifera virgifera (western corn rootworm), 4021 nucleotides long. RefSeq lists its product as uncharacterized. The transcript has 7 exons. The record is from RefSeq and is a predicted model, not a curated record. The coding region runs from base 302 to 2428 and encodes 708 amino acids. NCBI's taxonomy places the organism in Eukaryota, Metazoa, Arthropoda, Insecta, Coleoptera, Chrysomelidae.